UCGUCGUUUUUUCUCACUUUUUGUCCACAACUCGCGGAGAGAGAGAGAGAGAGAGAGAGAGAGCGGGGAAGGGAGAGGAGGAGCCGUCGGUCCCGCCGGCCGCCCGCCACCGCGUCCCCCUUUUGGGAAAGGAGAGAGGCGUCGAGACGACAAGUCGACUCGACGACUCUUCUCCAUCAUGCUUGGCCUCGACAGAGCCCUUCAGAGUUGCGUGUGCUCAUCGAUCGCUAGCGCGUCCUCGUCCUCGUCGGCAGCGUCCUUUUCUUCGUGCUUGUUUUCUCCUUGCUGCUUGCCGGCGAGGGAGCAGAGGCAGCGGAGGGGUUCUCUUCUGUGCAGAUCGUCGGGGGUGAGGUCGUCGGAGACGAUGGAGAGCACGCUUAAGGAGAUCAGGGAAGGUGCUUCGGUGCUGGACAUGGAUGCCAGGGCGACCGUCGGUGGCGGCGUCGGGGACGUCUACGGCGAGGAUCGCGCCACGGAAGACCAGCUCGUGACUCCCUGGACCGUCUCCGUCGCCAGUGGCUACUCUCUGUUGAGAGAUCCCAAAUACAACAAAGGGCUUGCUUUUUCUGCGAAAGAGAGAGAUGCACACUAUUUGCGAGGGCUUCUGCCCCCAGCUUGUCUCACCCAGGAGCUUCAGGAGAAGAAACUGAUGCAAAACCUUCGUCAAUAUCAAGUUCCACUGCAAAGAUACAUGGCUUUGAUGGAGCUUCAGGAGAGGAAUGAAAGGCUAUUCUACAAGCUUAUGAUAGAUAAUGUUGAAGAGUUGCUCCCAAUUGUUUACACUCCCACAGUAGGUGAAGCUUGCCAAAAGUAUGGAACCAUCUUCAGGCGUCCACAGGGUCUUUACAUAAGCUUGAAUGAGAAGGGAAAAAUUCUUGAGGUGCUGAAAAACUGGCCUGAGAAAGGCAUUCAGGUCAUUGUUGUUACUGAUGGUGAGCGUAUUCUGGGGCUUGGUGAUCUUGGUUGCCAGGGAAUGGGAAUCCCCGUUGGGAAAUUGUCUCUAUAUACUGCACUUGGAGGAAUUCGUCCAUCUGCUUGCUUGCCUAUUACGAUAGAUGUAGGAACUAACAAUGAGAAGCUGCUUAAUGAUGAGUUUUACAUUGGUCUCCGUCAAAGGAGAGCAACUGGGCAGGAGUACUCUGAGCUUUUGCAUGAGUUCAUGUCUGCUGUUAAGCAGAACUAUGGGGAGAAAGUUCUCAUACAGUUUGAAGACUUUGCCAAUCACAAUGCAUUUGAGUUGCUUGCAAAGUAUGGGACUACACAUCUCGUCUUCAAUGAUGAUAUACAGGGAACUGCUUCUGUGGUUCUUGCUGGGCUUAUUGCGGCACUAAAAUUAGUCGGUGGAUCCCUAGCUGAGCACACUUUUCUCUUCCUUGGUGCUGGUGAGGCUGGGACUGGCAUUGCAGAGCUGAUUGCUCUUGAGAUGUCAAGACAGACCAAAGCUCCAUUGGAAGAAUGCAGAAAGAGAAUAUGGCUUGUGGACUCAAAGGGACUUAUCGUGAACUCUCGCAAGGAGUCACUUCAACACUUCAAGAAGCCAUGGGCUCAUGAACAUGAACCGGUGAAGACUCUACUGGAAGCUGUUAAGGCCAUCAAGCCAACUGUGUUGAUUGGAUCAUCAGGUGUGGGACAAACUUUUACGCAAGAAGUGGUGGAAGCCAUGUCUUCCUUCAACGAGAAACCCCUUAUCCUAGCUCUGUCAAAUCCAACUUCACAAUCUGAAUGUAACGCGGAGCAAGCAUAUAAGUGGAGCCAAGGUCGUGCUAUUUUUGCAAGUGGUAGUCCCUUUGAUCCUGUGGAAGUUAAUGGGGAAAUGCGAAUCACUGGUCAGGCAAACAAUGCUUAUAUCUUCCCCGGUUUUGGUUUGGGUCUGGUGAUCUCUGGAGCAAUCCGUGUGCAUGACGACAUGUUACUUGCUGCCUCGGAAGCUUUGGCUAAGCAGGUAAGGCAGGAGGAUCUUGACAGUGGGACGAUAUACCCAUCAUUCUCCAACAUCAGGAAGAUAUCUGCACAUAUUGCUGCCAAUGUUGCAGCCAAGGCAUAUGAACUCGGGCUGGCGACUCGUCUCCCGCGACCUGCGGACCUUGUAGCUUAUGCAGAGAGCUGCAUGUACAGCCCCGUGUACCGCAACUUCCGAUAAGCGAAACAAGAAGAGGGUCUCAUCCAAAUGGGCUGGGAAAGGAUAACUGUUUGGUUUUGUAGUACGAAGGGCGUUUAUUUAAGCGUGUACUUUGAGCAGUUCAGAGGACAAGUGUUUUUUUUUUUCUCUUUCUUCAGGUUAAGACUCGGGAGCGGUAGGCUUCGGGUCUUUUAGGUUUGCGUUGGACCGGUGUCUGUUGGAGUUGGAGGGAAGAAUAAUGUACGGUAUACCUUUUGUUUAUCAAAAAAUAAUACUAAAGUUUCCUAUUGCA
Messenger RNA from Nymphaea colorata (pocket water lily), 2411 nucleotides. RefSeq names its product NADP-dependent malic enzyme. The transcript has 19 exons. The record is from RefSeq and is a predicted model, not a curated record. Gene Ontology annotation, cellular component: chloroplast. Gene Ontology annotation, molecular function: malate dehydrogenase (decarboxylating) (NADP+) activity; malate dehydrogenase (decarboxylating) (NAD+) activity; NAD binding. Gene Ontology annotation, biological process: pyruvate metabolic process; malate metabolic process. Bases 179 to 2140 code for a protein of 653 amino acids. Lineage: Eukaryota; Viridiplantae; Streptophyta; Magnoliopsida; Nymphaeales; Nymphaeaceae.